Ahaetulla prasina is the source of this 6008-nucleotide messenger RNA. RefSeq names its product KLF transcription factor 7 (gene KLF7). Gene Ontology annotation, biological process: regulation of transcription by RNA polymerase II. The transcript is spliced from 4 exons. The record is from RefSeq and is a predicted model, not a curated record. Gene Ontology annotation, molecular function: RNA polymerase II cis-regulatory region sequence-specific DNA binding; DNA-binding transcription factor activity, RNA polymerase II-specific. Lineage: Eukaryota; Metazoa; Chordata; Lepidosauria; Squamata; Colubridae. The coding region runs from base 545 to 1546 and encodes 333 amino acids.
UAAUGGACGGUUUCCUCUGAAGAGCCCACGACUGCGCGGAGAAGGGACGGGGAGGUGGGGGGAGACAGUGGGAGCGCGCCCGGGGAGCGCGCACAAGGGAGAAAAUGCAACCCCCCCACAAUAAAGAGCAAAGAUUGCAUUCAGCAGCGAGCAGCAAUGCAGAAAUAGAUGGCAGUCUCGUGUCAGUGAGUUUGCAUUCCCCCCCAUCUCUGGUCCAAGCGCUGGAGUCAGCAACAGAGCCGUUGAAGGCAAUUGCUUUUUACUACAAGUGGAGAAGUUCCCCCCUCUUGGUUGCCUGGCUGACGGCUCGCCUUGUACAUGUUUGGGUGCAUUUUUCCUUUCUUAUUGGGUUGUUGAUGGGGCUCUUUUCCUUUUUUUUUCUUCCUUCCUCCACUCUCGUUCCUGCCUUGAUUUCCCCCCCCUAUCUUUGAAAGUGUGACUACAAAUAUUCUCUGGUCUCUCUCUCUCUCAAACAAAAGCAAAACGAGAGAAAAAGGACAUCUGGAUUGAUUACGCCUAAGACUCUUCCCCCCCCUCCUUUUUAAUGAACAGAACUAAAACCCCGUCACGAAAUUUCAAACACAAAUCUAAAAGGAAAAGGUUGUGGUUUGUUUUUUUGCUCAGCAGCAACAGCAGCAGCAGCAGCAGCAGCAACAACAACAUGGAUGUGUUGGCUAGUUAUAGUAUAUUCCAGGAACUGCAGCUUGUCCACGACACCGGGUACUUCUCAGCUUUGCCAUCCUUGGAGGAGAACUGGCAGCAGACAUGCCUUGAGCUGGAACGCUACCUUCAGACAGAACCCAGGAAGAACUCAGAAAGCUUCGUGGAGGACCUGGACUGUUUUCUUCAUGCUUCUGCUCAAGGCACAGAAGACAGCAUUCAGCCAUUGGACCCACUCUUAUUACCUGUAGAUAUGAGUACCUGUGACAAAAAUGGCAACAUGGACAUUAUUCUCUCAAGGGACAAACUAUUGUCUGAGACUUGUCUCAGCCUGCAACCUACCAGCUCCUCUACAGAGGGUUAUGCUGCUGUUAACCAGGCCCAACUCAAUGCAGUGACCUCACUAACACCUCCUUCCUCUCCUGAACUCAGUCGCCAUCUUGGAAAAACCUCACAAACGAUCUCUGCAGUUGAUGGCACAGUUACACUGAAAUUAGUGACAAAGAAAUCCACCCUCAGCUCAGUAAAAGUUGGUGUAAUAGCACCAGCUAACACAACAAAGUGUGCACUCAGUGACAGUGAACAAGGAGGGUUAGGGGCUGACGCAUCCCCAGAAAACAAGAAGAGGGUUCAUCGUUGUCAGUUUAAUGGGUGUCGUAAAGUAUAUACAAAGAGCUCACACUUAAAAGCGCACCAGAGGACUCACACAGGUGAGAAGCCUUACAAGUGUUCAUGGGAAGGGUGUGAGUGGCGUUUUGCACGAAGUGAUGAACUCACACGACAUUACAGGAAGCACACGGGAGCAAAGCCCUUCAAGUGCAGCCAUUGUGACAGGUGUUUUUCAAGGUCUGAUCACCUUGCCCUCCAUAUGAAGAGGCACAUCUAAAUAAUAGGGAACAUACAGUGUGACCCGGAUGCAGUUAGACCAUAGCGUCAUGGGGAGAAGGGUGGAACCCAAUUGCCUGUAUCUUGCUACCUUCCAGAAGAAAAGAAUUUGAUCACAUGUAAACUUCUAUACCUACAAUAUGCACUAAAUGCUGUCAUGCUCUCAGCAGUACAUUAAUCUGUUUCCAAUGCCUUGCCCAUCUGAAAGGCAGAAGUCAUGUGAUUAGGAAAAGGGUUGCAGGGGAAGUCUUUAAGACACAGUUGCUUACAGCACUUGAGAACUUGAAAAUCUUUGCUCCUGUUUAUUGCCAAUGAAAAUCAAAGCAGAUGGAAGAGGAUUCCUUGCAGGUGAACAGCAUAGAAGCCGCAUAUAUGUAACUCGCUUCUUGGUGCAACUUGACUGGGGAGGGGGGAACCUAUUUUGGACUUGCAUAUUUGUAGCAUUAACUUUUCUUUUGAGAUAAUUUUGGAAGGAAAACUAAUGACCUAGAAAAACCAAAUUCCAGUUUGGUAGCCAAAAUGUUACUGUCUUGGUUCCUUUCUGCCGAUUUUGUUUUAAGGCACCCUUGCAUACAACGAUUCAUCAAGAUUCCUCAAGAACUUCUUGAUCUGCUCCGUUUUCUUUUUUCAUAGAACUGAGCUGUCAAGAUCUGUUUAAGUCAAUACCAAUGGCCUUAAUUGGCAGUACACUCUGCAGCGAUCCUAGGAUACACCUACCACUUUUCUUGCUUCACCUGUUGUGGAUUUGUCAAGGAGAUAUAGAUAUAUAUAUAGAGAGAGACAUACUGUUUUGUUCCUUUAAUUUUGGUAUUUGGUUAUUGCACAUCACGUGCACAGAGGAACUGUGAAAACUGAUGAUAUGAUUGCAUAAUGGUUGACAAGCGAAAUCCCUGAGCAAGAUCUCAGUAUAUCUUUGGAGGCAUCACCAUAUUGCCAUAGUUCAGACUUCCUAUUUAGUUACCUAAUGAAAACUUGAAAGAAAGCUUAUUUGAAGCUUUGAUCCUUUUCUCCAAGUUUCUGAGAACUCAUUUACACACCUGGAUAUCUGUCUUGGAUUCUCUCACUCAGGCAUGACUUCAGGUUUUCCUUCUGCACCAUGGGGAGCAUGCUUGUGGCAACCCACAAAAAAAUGGUUAGCAAUUCUGGUUAUUUGUUGUUGCUAGCCCUUUUACCUGGUGAAAUUCGUGGUAACAUAUAUGUGUGUCUGGCACCCGCAAAAGAAAUAUUUUGGGUUAAGCAGAUCCAUAGAAUACUUGCAAUCAUGUAAGUUAUGAGUGGAAAAGUGAGAACCUCUUGCUUUUAAUAUUAGUCUCCUACAUGUUUUCUUCUAAAAAAGAAAAUGCCUACCUAGAUUCUCCUUUCCCAUUUUAUUAAAGUAGUGUAAUUUCCACUUGUCCAACACAAUGCAGUUGAAUGAAAAGAUUGGCUUUUUGGUAAGCACGGACUUCUUUCCAAACAACUAAUUUAAACAAAAAAAAAGUAGAUGCAUGGGUCCACUUCAAGCAAUGGUUGUACUAUUUAAUGAACAAUGGAGGCAUCAGGCUCAUGCUUGGAUCUUGUAGAUAGUUUGAUGGUUGUGGUCAAAUUAGAUUUUUUUCCUGUACUUUACUUACACACACACACAGACACACACACACACCCCUUCCUCUAUAUAUGCAUAAUGUUUAUUUUUAGCUAGUUGGAGCUGGCACUAUUCCAAAGACUGCCUUUUCAAACUAUCUCUCAUGCAGGUAAAGAGAUAGUAAUUCAGAAUGGCUGUGUAUAGUUAAUUUGGGACCAUCCCUGCAAGAUAUGCUGAGAAACGGAAUGGCCUGUAACUCUCUUGGUUGCUACUCUUCCACUCACUAAACUAGCUCACUGCCCUACUUUGGACUGUUUUUGACUUGUUGACUGUUCACUAAUUUCCUAAUUCAUGUUUAGGAUGUAGAAACAUUAAAAUAACUUUUUAUAUCUUCAAAUAUAUAAUGGAAGUACAGACACUGAUUCAUAAUACUUAGCCCUUGGGGUUUUCUUUCCAUCUGUAAUUUCAUUCAGCUAUUGAGGUUCCAAACAAUGCCCUCCUUGGGCUCAGAAUCCCUGCAUAUACUGUGACUAUCAGCAACUAUUUAUAUUGCAAAUAACAAAGUCUAGCCCUUAAUGAUGGAAUGAGAUAUGGACCAAAACCUGAAUACUCUAUACAGAGGCAAUUAACAAUAGGAUUUAAGAAUAAGGGUAAGAUCUAAGUUUUAUUCCAAAGAUUUGUGGUGGAGAAAUCUUGGAGCAUUGUUUGCUGACAAUCUUGUAGUUCUCUUUAACUGUGUUUGCAUCUUUUCUGUUCUGCGGAGGUGUUCACUGGAAAUUUGAGAACUCUGUAACUUGGUAUUGGAAUAUUAUGUGACAGUUUUAGAAUAUCAGAGAAGAGAGAAGACUGAACAUCUAGACAACGUAUUAGCUGGAAAAUCUCUACUGUCAAGAUUUUUUUUGUUUUCUUGUAGAGUUUUACAUAAUGUACAUGCAUGUAUCUGUGUGUGUGUGUGUGUGUAUGUGUGUAUGUAUGUAUGUAUAUAUAUAUAUAUAUAUAUCUGUGUGUGUAUGUAUGUGUAUAUAUGCUCACACACACACACACACAAACAUACACACACACAAAUAUAUAUAUUUAUCUGUCAUGACAUAGUCCUUAAGUAAUAUCCAUAGCCUAAAAUAUUCAGUUCUGUUGUAUCUAGAAUGGAAUUUGAGACUCUAAGAAUUAGGGACAAAUUUAAACUGAGUUUGCUUUCUUAAAUAAUCUGAAGAGAUGUGAAUGAGAAAUCAAAAGGAACUGUGUUCAUCUAUCCCUUAUUGAUAUUAGAAAUCUCAGAAAAUUUUCUGUUAACAGGACUUGAAAUAAUCUGGGGAGCAAAAAGCUUGUUCCUUUUCUCCUGCUUCAAAGUAGAGUUGAACUAUAGGGACUUGGGAGUAAGCCAGCUAAAUCAGACAGGGCCUCUUCCUGAGUAAACGUGAAAGGGAUCUGUUCUCAGCCUGUGAGAUGAUGAACCAGCAAGAGAUGUUGAUCCAUAGUGGGCACAUAAGGUUGCUAUGUUUCCACUGUAGAUUAUAUGGCUAUUAGCUGGCCAGCAGCACCAAAUAAAUAAACAAAUAAAUAAAUAAUCAGAAGCCUAUAACUUGGUACAGCAAAUCAAUCAUAGCUUAGCCAUCUGCCUCUGCUCCUAGUUUGCAAUGUUUGUCUAUAAAGCUGCUAGCACUUGUCAGUGGGAGCCUCUUACUUCCCAGUGAACCACCUUAUCCACUGGCAGUGAUAGGAUCUGUCUGAAAUCCUAAUUAUACAAGUCUCACAGGCAUGGGAGGUAGGAAGGAGGAGGCACAAUUCUGGACAAUGAGCCUUGGGAAAUGCAAACACAAAUGGUAAUUUGUUCUUGAGAUUUUCUUUUGACCACUUAUCAAAAGAAAAUUGUGUGUUGGAUGGUUGUACCAUACCAAAAUGAUUUUUAGUGGGCUCUGUAUUUCUAUUACAAAUUCAACAGAAAUUGAGGGAGAGGGUGUGUACAUAUUUCAAAGAUCUAAUUACAUCAUUUAUUAACCUAAUCUUGGCUUUUACCAUCCUAUAAAAGGAUUUUAUAACAUUGCAAUGAUGGCAGGGUUCUACCACCCAGUCUUUAUUAAUACUCUCAAGGAUAGAAAAUGGCAAGGCAAGAGAGAAUAACUAAUUUCCUAGUCUAAUAUAAGAUUGGAUAGAAAAUAUAGGCAAAGGCAACAUGUAAUAUGAGGCAUUUUAUUCAGGCAGCCCUGCCUUGGAGCAGUGUUCUUGUUGCUUCAGCAGCAGCAGUGUGCUGCAUCCUGUUUUCAGUAUGCCGGUUUACAAUGUGCUCUGGAAAAAUUAGAAUCGGUUAAUUAUGUGGCAUACUCUAUGUGCUAAUUUGUACUACACAUUUCUGGUAGACCCCAUGAUAAUUGGGUUCUUGUUUUCUUUUAAACAUUUAACAGAGGGCCAUCUGUGUGUGUGUGUUUGUGUGUAUGUGUAUAUGUGUGUGAGUGUAUGUAUGUAUAUGUGUUAAGGAUUUUGCCUUUCCUUGCUAAAAUAAGAUAGGGGCUAUCUUCAGAGAAAUAGCCAGAGUUGACUCCCCCCCCCAACCCUUUUCAGCAAGAAGGAUCUCUCUUUCUCAGUGGGGAUACAGCAAAUGCUUCAUUUUUCUUAAAAGCCCUCGAACAAUAGGGGGAAAGUAUCAAGAAUGUAUUAACCUGCUGUAAUUUCAAAAGCACACUAAAAUAUUCUUGGAUUUGAAAGUUAAAAGUUGGUGUACUCAUAUUUUUAAAUUGAACUAUGUUUAUAUUUUUUUUAAUUUGUUGAUUGGGCAUAAGGCCGAAAUGCAGGCAUACACUCCUGGAUUCUGUGUAUCUAUACAUGUGCUAAAAUAUCUGCAUAUAUCUAAAAUAUAAGCCCAUGUAGAUGAAGUGAAAUCCAACUCUGCCUAAUGUAGUAAUCAACA